AGAAAACGGCUUUUAGCUCUCCUUAAUACAAAAUGAAGUACACGAGGGUGGUUCUCAGAAUUUCCAACAUAUUUUUCCGAAAACUGUUUUGACGGUAACUUGGCAGCCUCAGAUUAGUAUAUAGGAUGAUCUGGAAUGAUGGAUUUUUUAUAAAAAAUGGAACCAUUCGAGACUUUAUGUGAACCGAUAUAAGACUUCAGGGAGCACAAAUUUUAUGUUUAUUAUUUUAAAACUCCGGUAAAUGCAGUGGCCUUCAAAAUUCCGAACAUUCAGCAAAUCUGAUCGUGUUAUUGACCUCCGGUAACGCACCGGUAUUAUCUCAUUAUCUGCCACACAUAACUUAAAUCACGUAUUAGCGUAGAACGAUCCACUAGAAUUCGUUGACAUCAAGUCUGGCGAAAGUUCAUCGCAAAUUUUUUCUCGAAGAUCGAAAAAGCGUUUUCUUGCUCCGAUAGAUCCUUUUGGAGCACCUAACACUUGUUACACAACUCAUAAACGAUGAUAGAUGGCAAUUUCACCUCCAGCCUUGGCGCUUGGCCUUGCAGCACAUACGAGCGACGUUCUUAAGGAUCCAGGGGAAAGUGGAAAUGCCCCACCUGUGAGGAUGUCUUCCAUAUCCCGAGCCUAUAUAACUGAUGAGGACCUUGCUACUAACCAUGAGUUAACAGUUCUUGCGAACGUAUUCAAGUGGGUGGCUCCCGAAAAAUCACGAUGAGGGUCCACUGGAACCUUGUGAUUUUCUUAGGUCUCAUCCUAGAAAUUACAUUGGUCCUGAGUAAAGCUGUGGAACCAGUGAGGAAGCCAACUGACCAAGUUGCAACUGAAACCAAAAACAAAGCUCAGAGAAGGGACGGCUACGAUUAUCCAGCGCCUGCGCAAAGCUUCAAUGAUGGCCACCAAGGAGGAGAUUUUGGCGCAGCAGCUGGCGGAUAUGAUCAAAGUGGCAACCAUGGAUCAUUUGGAGCAAGUGGUGGUGGUGGAUCUUUCGGAUCAAGCGGAGGAGGCUACGAUAGUGGUGGAUCAUCCCAGGGUCACGGUGGAUAUGAUAAUGGAGGUUCCAACCAAGGAGGAUAUGAUUAUUCCGGUGGUCAAACCGGUGUAGGUUCAGGCUACGACCUAGGAGGCGGCGGUCAUAACAUAGGAGGCGGUGGUCAUGACCUAGGAGGUGGAGGUCGAGACUUAGGAGGAAAUGGAGGCUACAACUUCGGAGGAACCGUUGAAGAACAUCACGUCGUUGAAGAAGAUCACCACGAAGUGCAUCAUGACCAUCACGAUCACCACGAUCCAGGCUAUUGGAAGAAGAAGAUGAUAUGGAAGAAAGGAUGGAAGAAGAUAUGGAAACCUGGCAAGAAGAAGAUCUGGGUCCCAUCCUGGAAGAAAAUCUGGAAACCGAUCUGGGUCCCCACCAAAAAACCAGGUUGGAAAGAGAUCCAAGUACCUGACUGGAAAAAGAUCUGGAAACCAGUUUGGAAACCCAUCAAGGUACCAAUUUGGAAAGACAUCAAAGUAGCUGACUGGAAAAAGAUAUACAAACCUGUUUGGAAGCCAAUUAAAGUACCCGCCUGGAAGGAAGUUCAAGUUCCAGCAUGGAAAAAGAUCUGGAAACCUGUGUGGAAGGAAAUUCAAGUCCCAGCUUGGAAAGAGAUUCAAGUGCCAGCUUGGAAAAAGCAUUACAUUCCAGUUUGGGUGAAAGAAGGAAUUCCCGGAAAGCAUUAUUUGGGCAAGGGUCACGAUGGUUCAGAAUAUAUUGCUCACGAUAUAUGGAAGAAGAAACUAAUCUGGAAACCAAUCUGGAAGAAAUAUUGGAAACCCGCGAAGAAACAGAUUUGGGUAUCAGACAAGAAACUCGAAUGGAAGGAGGCUUGGAAACAAGUCUGGAAAACAGAAAAGAAACAGAUCUGGGUCGACGACAAAAAACUCGUCUGGAAAGAAGCCUGGAAACAAAUCUGGAGAACCGAAAAGAAAGAAAUAUGGGUGACCGACAAGAAACUGGAAUGGAAAGAAGCCUGGAAGCAAAUCUGGAGGACGGAGAAGAAACAGAUUUGGCUCCCAGACAAGAAACUGGAGUGGAAAGAAGAUUGGAAGAAGGUUUGGUUUGAAAGUUACAAGGAUAUUUGGGUACCGGGAUGGAAGAUGAUAUGGCGACCAGUUAUCAUAUCAGAAUGGUUCCCUAGUCCUGAUCACCAUGAUAAGCAUGUUGAACAUGGUUGGGAUAGGAAAGACCAAUCAGGAAGUAAAGUUGAGAAUUUGACCAAUAACAAAUUGGCGAAAAGAAGUUCUGAAGAAAUUUCAAAAACUGCAACAUCAAGUACAAAUGAUUCCAGUAAAACCAAAAAGACCAGUUGGUCAUUUCCGUCGUAGCGCAAUCAUAGUACCUUUCUCUGUAUAUAGUUAGGUUUAAGUUAUUUUAUUUUGUAUAAAGAUUUAUAUUUAACUGACUGACUCGUAUAUUUUUAUUAAUAUUGUUGAAUAGUUUUUUAUUGUCGAUUUUGUUGUUGAAUUUUGUUAUUUUAUUCAAUAAAUCGAAA
Coccinella septempunctata (seven-spotted ladybird) is the source of this 2528-nucleotide messenger RNA. RefSeq lists its product as uncharacterized. The transcript is spliced from 3 exons. The record is from RefSeq and is a predicted model, not a curated record. Bases 712 to 2361 code for a protein of 549 amino acids. NCBI's taxonomy places the organism in Eukaryota, Metazoa, Arthropoda, Insecta, Coleoptera, Coccinellidae.